Molecule: messenger RNA, 5731 nt
Organism: Pongo pygmaeus (Bornean orangutan)
Lineage: Eukaryota; Metazoa; Chordata; Mammalia; Primates; Hominidae
Gene: FOXP1
Product: forkhead box P1
Exons: 19
Coding region: 298-2379 (693 amino acids)
Biological process (GO): regulation of transcription by RNA polymerase II
Cellular component (GO): nucleus
Molecular function (GO): RNA polymerase II cis-regulatory region sequence-specific DNA binding; DNA-binding transcription repressor activity, RNA polymerase II-specific
Source: RefSeq, a predicted model, not a curated record
UGUCCCAGAAGCUUUUGUUGACAAUUCCAGUUUCCGAACAAAACAUUUCGGCAAUGGUGAGGGCUUCGAUCCCUUCUCUGAUUUGCUGUCAGCCAUGAGCGGAUGGAUGUGAUGCCUGCUAGCCAAAAGGCUUCCCUCUGUGUGUUGCAGUCCUGUGGCAUUAUGCAUGCCCCCUCCCAGUGACCCCAGGCUUUUUAUGGCUGUGAGACACGUUAAAAUUUCAGGGGUAAGACGUGACCUUUUGAGGUGACUAUAACUGAAGAUUGCUUUACAGAAGCCAAAAAAGGUUUUUGAGUCAUGAUGCAAGAAUCUGGGACUGAGACAAAAAGUAACGGUUCAGCCAUCCAGAAUGGGUCGGGCGGCAGCAACCACUUACUAGAGUGUGGCGGUCUUCGGGAGGGACGGUCCAACGGAGAGACGCCGGCAGUGGACAUCGGGGCAGCUGACCUCGCCCACGCCCAGCAGCAGCAGCAACAGGCACUUCAGGUGGCAAGACAGCUCCUUCUUCAGCAGCAACAGCAGCAGCAAGUCAGUGGAUUAAAAUCUCCCAAGAGGAAUGACAAACAACCAGCACUUCAGGUUCCCGUGUCAGUGGCUAUGAUGACACCUCAAGUUAUCACUCCCCAGCAAAUGCAGCAGAUCCUCCAGCAACAAGUGCUGAGCCCUCAGCAGCUCCAGGUUCUCCUCCAGCAGCAGCAGGCCCUCAUGCUUCAACAGCAGCAGCUUCAAGAGUUUUAUAAAAAACAACAGGAACAGUUGCAGCUUCAACUUUUGCAACAACAACAUGCUGGAAAACAGCCUAAAGAGCAACAGCAGGUGGCUACCCAGCAGUUGGCUUUUCAGCAGCAGCUUUUACAGAUGCAGCAGUUACAGCAGCAGCACCUCCUGUCUUUGCAGCGCCAAGGCCUUCUGACAAUUCAGCCCGGGCAGCCUGCCCUUCCCCUUCAACCUCUUGCUCAAGGCAUGAUUCCAACAGAACUGCAGCAGCUCUGGAAAGAAGUGACAAGUGCUCAUACUGCAGAAGAAACCACAGGCAACAAUCACAGCAGUUUGGAUCUGACCACGACAUGUGUCUCCUCCUCUGCACCUUCCAAGACCUCCUUAAUAAUGAACCCACAUGCCUCUACCAAUGGACAGCUCUCAGUCCACACUCCCAAAAGGGAAAGUUUGUCCCAUGAGGAGCACCCCCAUAGCCAUCCUCUCUAUGGACAUGGUGUAUGCAAGUGGCCAGGCUGUGAAGCAGUGUGCGAAGAUUUCCAAUCAUUUCUAAAACAUCUCAACAGUGAGCAUGCGCUGGACGAUAGAAGUACAGCCCAAUGUAGAGUACAAAUGCAGGUUGUACAGCAGUUAGAGCUACAGCUUGCAAAAGACAAAGAGCGCCUGCAAGCCAUGAUGACCCACCUGCAUGUGAAGUCUACAGAACCCAAAGCCGCCCCUCAGCCCUUGAAUCUGGUAUCAAGUGUCACUCUCUCCAAGUCCGCAUCGGAGGCUUCUCCACAGAGCUUACCUCAUACUCCAACGACCCCAACCGCCCCCCUGACUCCCGUCACCCAAGGCCCCUCUGUCAUCACCACCACCAGCAUGCACACGGUGGGACCCAUCCGCAGGCGGUACUCAGACAAAUACAACGUGCCCAUUUCGUCAGCAGAUAUUGCGCAGAACCAAGAAUUUUAUAAGAACGCAGAAGUUAGACCACCAUUUACAUAUGCAUCUUUAAUUAGGCAGGCCAUUCUCGAAUCUCCAGAAAAGCAGCUAACACUAAAUGAAAUCUAUAACUGGUUCACACGAAUGUUUGCUUACUUCCGACGCAACGCAGCCACAUGGAAGGGUGCCAUUCGCACCAACCUCUCACUGCAUAAGUGCUUUAUCAGAGUAGAGGAUGAGUUUGGGUCCUUUUGGACAGUUGAUGAUGAAGAGUUUAAACGUGGCCGCCAUAUUCAACGAGGCCGUCCUCGCAAAUACUGCCCCGAUGAAAACUUUGACGAGCUUGUCGCACAUAACCCUUCCCUUAUUAAAAACAUGCAGAGCAGCCACGCCUACUGCACACCUCUCAAUGCAGCUUUACAGGCUUCAAUGGCUGAGAAUAGUAUACCUCUAUACACUACCGCUUCCAUGGGAAAUCCCACUCUGGGCAACUUAGCCAGCGCAAUACGGGAAGAGCUGAACGGGGCAAUGGAGCAUACCAACAGCAACGAGAGUGACAGCAGUCCAGGCAGAUCUCCUAUGCAAGCCGUGCAUCCUGUACACGUCAAAGAAGAGCCCCUCGAUCCAGAGGAAGCUGAAGGGCCCCUGUCCUUAGUGACAACAGCCAACCACAGUCCAGAUUUUGACCAUGACAGAGAUUACGAAGAUGAACCAGUAAACGAGGACAUGGAGUGAAUAUCGGGGCGGGCCAACCCUGAGAAUGAAGAUUGGAAAAAGGAAGAAAAAAAAAAAAAAAACACGUCAGAAGUUAGCAGUGAAAUUGUUCUCCAUUUGUUGUACAGUCUGGAGGAUUUUCACUACGUUUUGACAACUCUGAAAUGUGUUAACUCUUAGUGCCAUCAAGAACCCCAUUUGGGAGUAUUUUUGAUUUUUCUACUUUUUGUUGAAAAAAGGAAUUUGUACUCUGUGCAUUGGAUGGACUUGUUUGGUACUUGGGAUUUUCCUCUCUUAACCGUCAACAUCAGUGUUGUAAAUUUGCUAAACUGAUUCACUUUUAGCAGCAGACUUUGAACUGCAGUCCUGCCAACGUUGGACACUGAGGACGCCCGACGGAGCUUGUGCACCUAAGCUGCAGACCAAGCCUUUGCCCAGAAUUUAAGGAUUCCAAUGGACGACCUAUUUGCACAGUACUGCAUGUUGAUUAUCACUGCCUUUACUCCAUUUUUUUUUUUUUUUUUUUUUUUUUGCUUCCAGUUGGGAUGGGGAAGGCCUUUGUGUGUGUAUUGGGGGGAGGGGUUAAAAAAUAAUUAUCCCAAACUUUUUAAUGUAUUGCUUUUUUUUUUUUUUUUUUUUUUCCUUCUACUAUACCAUUUUAAGUUCUGACCUCAGGCCUCCAUUUGGGCCGAUGGCCUCUUGGAGGCUUAAAGUUUUCUGUACCUUGUGAUGAAUGUUAAUAGGUGUUUUUAUUAUACAAAGCUGAAUGUCAUUUCUCGUUUGUAGCUUUCUGUCACUCAUUCCAUCUUCCUUCAGACAUCACCACGUUUCUCUAAAGUCAGAAAACAUUCCGUUUUGGUCUUUUUCAAAAAGGUCCCAAAUGCUGCACUCUACACAUGAAGGCCCUCUCACACAGACGUGACGUCCUGCCAGAAAGAGAAUGAAUGACAGAAAAAAAAAGAGAGAGACAUACUCUAGGAACAAUGCUGAUUCAUUCCACACAGCAGUAUUGGGGGUGGUUGCGGGGAGGGGUGUUUCGGAUUUUUUUUUUUUUUUUUUUUUUUUUUUGCAGCAACCAUCAUUAAUAAAUGCCACCAAUUUCUACCAGCACAAGGAAACAUAGGCAGCACUGAAAAAAAAAAAAAAAAAAGCUCAUACUAAUUAGACUGACAGUAUGGCCUUGGAAGGCUCUCCCUUGUGGAACCAAGUUGCCAUGGGCCUUGGGUGCUCUGCGAUAACGAGUGUGGGUUGGUUUUGUUUGCAAAAUGGCCAAAAAAACCCGGCUUCCCUGAGCAGCUGCCCUGAAAGUAGGGGUGGCGGCGGCGGCGCUGUUUAUACAUUAGUUCAGACCAACUUGGUGGCAUUAAACUGUUUGAAUGCAAAUUCGAUUUCAGAUUGAACUUGUUAAGGGAGUUAAUGAGGACUGAGUUCAGCAAAUGCUAAAGUGUUAAUUUCAAAUAUGCAAAGUUGGUACUGCAGUUUUUUAUGCAAUAUCAUAUCACCAACCCUGUAUCACAAAAACUCAUAGAAGAUAUCAUGUAGGCCCUGGGCUUUGGGGGGUCCCAAACAUGGUAUGCAGAAUGUGAUGGUUACAGGUCAGUACAACCUCAGUCCUUAGAACCCCUCCACACUUCAGCUCUGCACCCACUUUCCUGUCAUUUAUUUAUAUAGGACUGUAGUUAUUUUUAGUUCGAGAGCCUUUCGAAGCUUAAUUUAUAUUCUUUGUACCUUUUUUCUAAAAUUACCAAAGAUAUUACACAAAGGUAAAUUAUGUUCUCUGUUUUAUGCUUUAUCUGAUGAAGCCAAAUAUCCUCUUAUUGUUGAUCAAAGGAGGCAAAAGAAUUUAGAGGCAAAUGACAAGCGAUAGGCUAUUGCAACCUGAGAAAGAGAACUGCUCCUUCAUCGUAAAUUUAGAAGACCAAGUAGAUAAUGGAACCAAAGUUGUUACUUUUUUCUAGUAGUUAUUUUUCCUUUUUCUUUUUGUGUACCUCUACAGAGACCAAAACUCAUUCUCUUAAAGAGAUUUUAUGGGGCUACUGCAGAUAGAAAUAGGACACAAUAUUAAAGGAACUACAGAAGGAAGGGAGUCCCAUCUCAAAAAAAAUGAAUAUAUGCCACUGCAAUUAGAGUAUCCAAUAAAGGAGACAGUUUAGAGUCAGAACAGAAAAGCUUCCAUAAUUGAACUAGAUCACAUAAUAGCGUUUCUAGAAAAAUAUUUUUAGAUUGUAUGCCACUUUUGUUUAAGAACUGUGCUGUGAUCACUGUAUUAACUUUGGUUUAUCUUGGCAUAUAUCCUUCAGUUUGUUUUUAUUUUUAAUUUUUCCUUUUUUUCUGAUUAGGCUUUGGUCAGCAUUUUUCAUUUAAAGAAAAGUAACACUCCCAUCCACUCAUAAGCUUGGUACAAAAACUUCUCUGGCAGUUACUUUUGAAGCUUCACUCUGCUUUCUGUAUAAAGGGCAGUCUGUGGUCACGCAAGACUUUAAAAAAAAAAAAAAAAAAAAAAAAAAAGAAAACUUUUCCAGGCAGCUUCAUGAUGUGCAGGCAGUAGCCAGACAGGGUCAUGGGAAGGGGGCCCUGUGCUUCUAAACUGAGUGGUUGCUGGUUAGUUUGGUAUUCAAAAGAGGAUAAAAAUCUGGUAGAUUAGUUCAUUCUCAGCAUGUGUAGCUAGACAUGAGUAAAGAUAACAGCAUGAGAAACUGUUAGUACGCAUACCUCAGUUCAAACCUUUAGGGAAUGAUUAAAAUUAAAAAAAAAAAAAACAUUUCACUCAGUUGCACUUAGUCGUAUGUCUUGCAUGCUUAGUCUAAAGACUGUAGCAAAAAAAAAAAAAAAAAGAAAAAUUAGAUUUUACAUAUCUUUGCAGGUAUCACAGCCUUGCAGAAGAACCAACUGAAAAAAAAAUUCUCAGGCUUUACAGCAAGCAAACUUCACUAUGAUUUUUACAAUUCCGAUUCUGUAUCCCCUGGGGGUUAUCCCAGUUGCUUCUUUAGGAUGGGGUUUAUUAUGUUGUACAUAUAUCCCGAUGUGUCUGUGUGAAUCUUUGUCUUUUUUGGGGGAGGGCAGAGGGCGGUUCUUUUUUUAGAUAUUGUUCCUAAAAAGGAAUAAAUGCAUACACCUGUUUGUCAAAACACCUUUGCUUUUUGUGCAACUGCUUUAUAUUAACGAUACUAAAAAAAAAAAAAAAAAGCUUUGGAAAAAAAACUACUGUAUGUAAUGGAAUUGCAGAAUAUGCUGCACAUGUAUUUUAUUUAGUUAUCCUUGCUUUAAGAAUAUUGGAUGACAUUUCCUGACAUGUGGGAGGGAGAAACUCCCUAACUUUUUUUUCCUGCUUUUAAAUUGUAACAUAGUUGAAGAUUUCUUUUUUCUGUUCUCA